Molecule: messenger RNA, 2818 nt
Organism: Suillus subaureus
Lineage: Eukaryota; Fungi; Basidiomycota; Agaricomycetes; Boletales; Suillaceae
Exons: 16
Coding region: 353-2650 (765 amino acids)
Biological process (GO): regulation of DNA-templated transcription; DNA-templated transcription
Cellular component (GO): nucleus
Molecular function (GO): transcription cis-regulatory region binding; DNA-binding transcription factor activity, RNA polymerase II-specific; zinc ion binding
Source: RefSeq, a predicted model, not a curated record
CCGCAGUCGGUUUAGCUAUCGAAGUGCGAGGUUGGAGGCCGCACUUUUUUUUCGAAUCCGGUUCCCCACUGGGGUCAUGCCUCUCACCGCCUGAAAGAAGUCGCUAGAAUAGUCGCGGAGCACCGGAAGUAUAAUCUGAGGAUGUACCACUGCCUACGAUCCGUCAAGAACAGGUUCACGUUCAAAUUGGCGACUGCACUAGAGUGUGAGACAUGAGACGAUGGAGUGAGAAGAGGUCAAGUGAUCGGGCCAAAGUCGCGUAAGAAGACCUUAGCGGAGACUAGCGGAGACUAUAGCUAUACACUUCCUUUGGUAGUGACGAAAUAUUGCGCGCGCUUUACGGCCACCCAUCAUGUCCUUGUCCCCAUCUGCGGUAACAUCAAACAUCUCAGAUAUCCCAUCUAAACGGCGCAGGACACACAGUCUUAUCGCACAAAGCAGCAACAACAAUCAUCAAGACAUGAGCCAAUCUCCUGCGGAUACAGCCCAUUCGUCACAACCGCCACAAGCCGCCGCACACAUACCCAAGAGAGGCGCAAGAGCUUGUACUGCUUGCAGGAAAGGUAAAAACAGAUGUGAAGGAGAGGCUCCUUGUCGUCGAUGUCAGUUGAGUGGAACUGCUUGUGUUUUCGAAAAACCAGAGAAGAAAAAUGCAAAUGCCAUGCCUGGCGCCAGUGUUGAGCGCUUGUCUCGCCUCGAGGGUCAAUAUCUGGUUAUGCAGAGUCAGAUGAUUGGCAUGCAAUCCUCCUUGGACCGUAUCUUGUCCACCGUUCAGAGCCAGGCCUACGGUACUCAGCACCAAGGGUACUCUGGGGGCAUGACUUCUGGGCCCAGUCGCGAUGGCUCUGGAUUUAUAUCGCGGAACGGGUAUGAUGCGCACGGACAUGUGGGAGGGCAAAGCUCCCAGCCACGCUCCCAAACGAGAUCAUUCCCGCCACUUCCGGGAUUCGCUCCACCGCCUCACAAAUAUGCAACUUAUGGUAUUGUGCCCAGCACUACACCAUCGUCAGAUGACGAGUCUGAGGAAACGCUGCCUCGUGCCUCGCUCAACGCGCCUAUUGAAGCUCUUCAAGGUUUGGCAAAUGCUGCCGCAGAAGCAGCCGCUGCGCCAUCCGCGUCCCCACCAAGGGUCAAAAAGCGCCCGCGGGUGGAGCCCAUUCCCCGGAAUGCAUUCCCGCACGUCAUUGAAAAGGGCCUUGUCUCUGAAAACGAGGCGCGGGAACUCUAUCAUAUUUUCUUCGCUGGUUGUCACGUCUUCAUACCUUUGUUCGAUCCGAAUUAUGACACAUUCGAGAGCUUGAUGGAACGCACUCCGUGGACGUUUGACGCGAUACUUGCUAUUGCAAGCAAAAUCAGGAGUGGCAAUGGGCCGCUCAGCCCAACGUUCUACAAGUGUCUAGAAGAAGCGCAGGGCAUUUCCCGUUCGUCAUUAUUUGGCCCGGUAGUGAGGAAGGAAGCUGUUAUGGGGAUGCUACUUUUAGCUGCAUGGAGUACGAAUGGAUGGCUCCCUAGUGGCCACGCAAUGCGGAUGGCGUUAGAUCUUGGUCUUCACCGAGCAUUGGAGAAGCUCGCUGAUGACUCAGGGAAAAACCGCACUGAGGAAGAGGAACGUGACCUGGUCGUGUCGGCGCGUAUUUGGCUAUGCCUGUACUGGUUUGAUCACCAGAUGAGUCUUGGCACUGGUCGCCCUAUUGUACUGCGAGAUGAAAGCUCCAUUCGACACUGUCGUAUUCUUUUGUCGCAUCCAAUGGCAUCACCAACGGAUGUAAGGCUGAUCUCGCAAGUGGAGCUUAUUGCUCAAAAAACCCAGAUCUACGAAACUCUCGCGCCCCUCAAUGGACAGGUUAAUCACAAUACGCUUGCCUUUAUCCGGCGUGCAAACGUUGCACUCGACAAGUGGUGGCAAGACUGCGACAAUCUUCAUCGCCAGACGAUGGACGAGAAUUCUCUUCCGAGAAAAAUACUCGUCGGAGAAUUACAUUAUGCUAAACUCUGGCUCGUCUGCGUAGCUCUUCGAGGUGUAUCGUGGGAUAAGAUGCCUUUUGAGCAACGUGAACUUGCGUUCCAGGCGAAGGAUGCUGCUUUUAACUGCCUUUCUAUCUUCCUCAACUCUGCUGAGUACCGUGCGGCCUUGAGAUAUGCAGUCCAUGACAGUCUCGUAACGGCGGCAUUUUCUGGCCUCUUCCUGCUCAAGAUGGCAAACUUGUUUCCUGCCGAGCUUGACCUCACCGCGAUCACAGCGCAAGUCGAGCAGCUCGCACAGCUCCUCUCUGAUGUUGCAGCCGAACGCUAUGCCCUAACGCUACGUAUAAUGCUUGCCAAUCUCCGGCGCAAAGUUGGGAUGAUUGCGGGGCUGAGCGCGCCUAUGACCACCAUGCCCCCGCCGACCUUGAACGAUGGAAUUGUUGCACACGGCUCAGGGCCUUACAUUGAUCAAUCAGGACCUGCACCUUUCACAAUGGAGGAACUGGGCCUUGCAUGGCCAAACGAGCGUAUCACAUUCAGCCCAAGCGCGAUACCUAUGUGGUUGCAGGAGAAGAACCUGACGGACCUGGGGCUACCUGUAAAUGGGAGCGAUGGAAUAUUCAUGGAUGUCAAUGGCAUGCAUGGCUGGAGUGGAGACUUUGCACCAAUGCCAGGGGCAUGGUGAGGACGCGAUUGUACAUAUGGCAGCGACGAUUCCGCGCGCUGAGGGCUGGUAAUAUGCACCAUUUUUGUCUGAUAUUAUAUUUAUCCGUCGGUCUUCCUUGCUCGCUUUGCUUGUUUGUGUCCCGCUUUUACCUGUUCAUGCUUUUUUUUCUUACAUCAGUAUCGAUAA